AUGGCUUCCGACAAACCAGUAGAGAAGCUGGCCGACACCCUGAAAGGUUUGGUCAUCGGGGCCAGUGGUACAAUCCCUGGAUAUAAACAUGGUCAAAUCAAGCGGAUGGUCGAAAGAUGUGGUGCGAAGUUCGCCUCGGUUAAUGUCAGCAAGUGUACUCAUUUGGUGACAACAGAGGAUUAUCUCAAGAAAAAGUCGAAAAAGAUCAAUCAAGCUCUUGAGCGGCACGACUGCCAAAUCGUGAAUAUCGAUUGGUUGUUGAAGAAGAUCGAAAAGCAUACUCCGGAGGGUGUUGAAAAGGAAGAACCCGAGAACGAUGAAGACACCAAGCUCACGGGCAAAAAGCGUGAGCGAGAAUCUUCGCUUGGGGAUGACCAAAACAGCUCUCCGAAGAAAAUGAAGGAUGAAAUACAGAUCAACCUCAAGAAUCUGAGCAAACUGGUUGACAAGGAAUACCCAAAGAAGAUAGGAGAUACACUUUCCGUUUGGGAGGACGAGACAGGAUUGAUAUGGGACGCCACUUUGGUCAGAGUCGGUUUGAAAAAUCAAGUCGAGGUUUUUCGCAUCCAACUUCUCGUUCAUCACGAAUCACAAACAUUCCAUACAUGGGACAUUCAAUACCAAUUUGGCUCAUCUGAAAAUUCAAAAUCAAUUGGAGAUAUGGGAAGCCUCGAGUCGGCCAAGGAGACGUUUGAGGAGAAGUUCCAGCUCUACAGUGGUUCAGCCUGGGAAGACCGACAUACUCCCAAUUUCAAGGGAGAAGGCUGGAUUCCCCUUCAAAUGUACAGGGAGGUUCCUAUUGACACCGAUGAGAUUAGCACAUUGCCUGCAAGCGUUGAAAAUGUUUUGAAAAUCAUCUUCAUGCCAGGAAACUUGAAGAAGUACCUCGAUUCGCUGAACACGAACGGGCGCAACCUCUUGAGGGGCACUAAAGUCGACAAGAAGAAACUCCUGAUUGGGGUUGCAGUUUUGGGCAAACUGAUGGAACUCACAUCGAUGGACUCCAUUAACCCUGAACUGAGGUCUAGCAACCAUCUCCAAUGGAAAAAGGAAUUACGCAGAAUCUACGCUACCUUGAUUCUCAAGAACCAGACUCUUUUAGACUCCAAGGAUACCAUCAGGCAAGAACUGGAAUCACUCGAACUCUUGGUCAAAUUACGCAAUGCCAGUAAGAUUCAGGAAAAGAAAUGCCUGUCUUCUUCAUUGGUCAUGAGCCAAAUAUCCCAAGGGGUCAUCAGUAUAUUCCGUCUCGAACGUCCCGGGGAAGCAGAGCGUUUUGCCCAAUGGGAAAAAGCAAACCUUGCUAACAUUGGAGACCAGCGACUUCUGUGGCAUGGCUCAAAGUCUAGCAACUUUGCAGGAAUUUUGAGUCAAGGGUUGCGUGGUGAUGGAAUUGUUAGUACCGAUGGGAAGCACUUUGUUCCUGGGGUAUUCUUCGCCGACAUGGCCACAAAGUCGGCAGGAUAUUGCCGACAGAAAAACGGGCAAGCCUUGAUGUUGCUAUGUGAGGUUGAACUGGGUACUGAAUCAGCCCUUUCACGCUAUCAUCUUGGCUUCACGGUCCAUGAAAGAUGGCGUGAUGCUGGAUAUAUUCACCCAGAUUUCAAGGGGUGCAAGGUCCCUGAUAUUCAUGCUGGAACAAAGACUGCAAAUGGCGCCGCCUCAAAUCUUUACCACUCUGAGUAUAUUGCACAAAGCCCAGCACAGAUUCGUCAACGGUAUUUGUUCCACGUGAACAUUCGAAGUGGCUAA
This is a messenger RNA of Penicillium griseofulvum, 1752 nucleotides long. Its product is annotated as putative poly(ADP)-ribose polymerase PARP. Lineage: Eukaryota; Fungi; Ascomycota; Eurotiomycetes; Eurotiales; Aspergillaceae. The record is from RefSeq and is a predicted model, not a curated record. The transcript has 5 exons. Gene Ontology annotation, molecular function: NAD+ poly-ADP-ribosyltransferase activity. Bases 1 to 1752 code for a protein of 583 amino acids.